Molecule: messenger RNA, 828 nt
Organism: Rasamsonia emersonii CBS 393.64
Lineage: Eukaryota; Fungi; Ascomycota; Eurotiomycetes; Eurotiales; Trichocomaceae
Exons: 4
Coding region: 1-828 (275 amino acids)
Source: RefSeq, a predicted model, not a curated record
AUGCGCCACCAUCAAACGCACUCCGUCGACGUACCCAGGCAUUGCGUAUCCGGUGAUCCAGCAAAGACGCAUACACGUCGAAUCCUUGUUGGCGGGGAUGGGAGCGAGGGUGCGAGGCGGCACGGCAGGAACGAGAUACGGGAGCGCCCCCGUGGGCGACGCAUGGUUGUUGGACGGGAUAAGGUCGAAAUCGAUGCCGACGAAUUUCAAGUAUGCCUGGAAAGCUCACGGAUCGUUAGCAGCGCAAUCUCCCCGGCAUGCGGAGCUUCUCCGGGCAUCCAAACCUGCCACCGCAAGCAUUGCGGGUUGAACGACGCCUAUUUCGGUCUGGGUCGCCAUGCGAAGAGCUUCCGGGCAGGUCGUUUGGUGGAUAGGCUAUCACGGGGAACCGAUCGAAGAUACGCUUUAUCGGUGCUGGAACGGAGAACAGCUGUCGGGGAGGAGGGCUCGGAGACGGAUCCUGCGCGCCUUCGGGGUCGUGGUCGUCGCCCGGCGCUGCUGGGCCGGGUCCAUUGGGGCCUUUGGGGGGCAUUGAUGAGAGACCCUGCUCUGGAGAGCGCCGUGGGCGGGCAGUGUGAAACGGACCUUCAUUUCCUCGCUCACCGCCCGGGCCCUGGCCCAAUCAACGCGCCGGCGCGGGCUGCGGGAGUCUUGCCCGUCUCGGAUUGGGCGGACGACUUUACAGCCCACUUGGCUUCCCCUCCGUUUUGCGCCGAUGCCGAUCAAAUGCUUCAAAUCGCCCGCGUGCUAUCGCGUCUGCAGUGCCCAGCCCCCUCCUCUGGCCGUCUUUCAAGCAGGUUGCAUGAUCCUCCUCUCGACGGUUGCUAA